This is a messenger RNA of Juglans regia (Persian walnut), 2736 nucleotides long. RefSeq names its product DNA mismatch repair protein MSH5. Gene Ontology annotation, cellular component: nucleus. Gene Ontology annotation, biological process: chiasma assembly; mismatch repair. The transcript is spliced from 34 exons. The record is from RefSeq and is a predicted model, not a curated record. Gene Ontology annotation, molecular function: ATP-dependent DNA damage sensor activity; ATP binding; mismatched DNA binding. Bases 87 to 2516 code for a protein of 809 amino acids. Lineage: Eukaryota; Viridiplantae; Streptophyta; Magnoliopsida; Fagales; Juglandaceae.
UCGAAACUGUAUUACAAAAAGCGGAAAAAAAGGUCGAAACUGAGCUCCCAUUCUGAAACACCGACAGAAGGAUUUGAGCGCCAAAGAUGGAGGAAAUGGACGAAACCGAAGCGGUACCUCAGGUUUACAUGGCAUGCAUUCAACACGGCCAUCGAGUUGGAGUUUCCUUUUAUGAUCCCAGUAUCCGCCAACUUCAUGUGCUUGAAGUUUGGGAAGGUAGUAGCACGGAAUUUCCCUUGAUUGAUCUAGUAAAAUAUCAAGCAAAGCCACUGAUCAUUUACACAAGCACUAAAAGUGAAGAAUUCUUUUUGUGUGCUUUACAACGUAGUGAUGGAACAACCGAGGCUCCCACUGUGAAGCUUGUGAAAAGUUCAAUUUUCAGCUAUGAGCAAGCAUGGCACAGGUUGAUAUACCUUCGAGUGGCAGGAAUGGAUGAUGGAUUAAACAUCAAAGAGAGGGUUUGUUAUCUGAGUUCCAUGAUGGACAUGGGAAGUGAUGUUCAAGUUCGUGCAAGUGGGGGUCUUCUUGCGAUAUUGGAGAAUGAAAGGAUUGUGGAUACCCUGGAACAAAAGGAAUGUGGCAAUGCAUCAAUCGCAAUUGAUUCCGUGAUAGAAAUUUCAUUAAAUAAUUUUCUCAAACUCGAUGCAGCAGCUCACGAGGCAUUACAGAUUUUCCAAAUAGACAAACAUCCUAGCCAUAUGGGCAUUGGUAGAGCAAAAGAAGGGUUCUCCGUGUUUGGCGUGAUGAAUAAGUGCGUAACACCAAUGGGUAGACGCCUCUUGAGAAGCUGGUUCAUGAGGCCUAUACUAGACAUUGAAAAUUUAAACAGGCGGCUCAAUGCGAUAUCUUUCUUUCUUUUCUCUGAAGAUCUGAUGGCUUCCUUACGUGAAACUCUGAAGUCUGUAAAGGACAUUCCUCACAUACUCAAGAAAUUCAACUCCCCAAGCUCUAAAUGCACAUGCAGCGACUGGACAGCUUUUCUAAAGAGUGUUUGCUCACUAUUGCACGUGAGCAAGAUAUUUGAAGUGGGGAUUUCUGAAAGUCUUAGAGAGCAUGUGAAGCAUUUCAACUUGGACAUUGUUGAGGAGGCUGCUUCAUACAUUCCAACAGAGCUAGCUUACAUCUAUGAAUUGGUAAUUGGUGUUCUUGAUGUCAAUAGAGGUAAAGAAAAGGGUUAUGAAACCAUCGUGAAAGAGUGUUUUUGUGAUGAGUUGGAUGAGCUGAGGCAAAUAUACGAGGAACUACCAGAAUUUCUGGAGGAGUUGUCAUCAUUGGAACGGGCACAACUUCCUCAUCUAUGUAAAGACAAGCUUGUUCCUUGUAUUGUUUAUAUACAGCAAAUAGGAUACUUGAUGUGCUUUUUUGAAGAAAACCUUGAUGAAGCCACACUGGUGGAACUUCAAGAUUUUGUGUUUGCUUUCUCUGAUGUGGAUGGGGAGACAAAAAGAUUCUUUUACCGUACCCCAAAGACAAGAGAACUGGAUGACCUGCUUGGAGAUAUCUAUCAUAAAAUCCUAGAUAUGGAGAGGGCAAUUACUAGAGAUCUGGUGUCACAUAUUCUUCUAUUCUCAACCCAUUUGCUCAAGGCCAUCAAUUUUGCGGCCAAACUUGAUUGCCUUUUGUCAUUAGCACUUGUUGCUCGUCAAAACAAUUAUGUAAGGCCUACUUUGACUACAGAAAGCUUGCUUAAUAUUCAAAAUGGAAGGCAUAUUUUGCAGGAAAUGACAGUAGAUACAUUUAUUCCAAAUGACACAAAGAUACUUGAUGAUGGAAGAAUUCAAAUCAUCACUGGUCCUAAUUAUUCGGGGAAAAGUAUCUAUGUAAAGCAGGUAGCUUUAAUUGUUUUCCUCUCCCACAUUGGAAGUUUUGUUCCUGCAGAUGCUGCAACUGUGGGUUUGACUGAUAGGAUAUUCUGCGCAAUGGGAAGCAAGUUUAUGACUGCAGAACUGUCAACCUUCAUGAUUGAUCUGCAUCAAGUAGGGAUGAUGCUAAGGCAUGCAACUUCACGAUCUUUGUGUCUACUGGAUGAGUUUGGUAAAGGUACUCUUACAGAAGAUGGCAUUGGGCUGCUUGGUGGAACCAUAACUCACUUUGCCACGUGUGAUGACCCCCCAAAGGUUCUGGUGUGUACUCAUUUGACUGAGAUAUUUGAUAAGAGUUGCCUACCAAAGUCUGAGACUGAGAUGAUCAGCUUUUACACCAUGAGUGUGCUGAGGCCUGACAACAAUUCUACGAAUAUCGAAGACAUUGUGUUUCUAUAUCGGCUUGUUCCCGGACAUGCACUUCUAAGCUAUGGGCUGCAUUGUGCACAACUUGCAGGUGUCCCUGGGGAAGUCAUAAAGCGAGCAGCGUUUGUGUUGGAUGCCAUCGGGAAUAAUAAGCAUGUUGAGCGAUUGAGCAAUGAGAAUAUAUCAGCUCAAGAUCGGCAAUACAAGGACGCAGCGGGCAAGAUUUUGGAGUUUGAUGUUUCCAAGGGGGACCUCAGCCUUUUCUUUCAGGAUAUAUUUCCAUCUUAAUCGUGAAGACAAUGAAGGUGUCCUCUCCUUCAAUUACAUUCUCCGAAGGAACACGAUCUGUUUUAUCGCAGGUGUAUUGGCUUGGCUCGACUCUUGUCGGGGAUUUUUUCAGGUUUUGUUUACAGAGAUACAGUAAAAUCUGUAACAUCUGGGUAACAUAUUCGGGCCUCAUCUGUCAAUGUGGGCCAUCUCUAUGCUAACUCUCAAAGUUUUAACUACA